UUGGCCCGUUUUCUCCCCAUCCACACCACUACUGGAAUCGCUCCUCCCCUUUCUUCUCCCCCACCCCCUUUUCCCAGCUCCUCGCAUAGCCAGCAAGACCGGAUCGAUCAGCCCGAGCCCCCUGCGACUCCACCGCCGCGCCGUCUCACCGCCGACGCCCCAGUCCCACGCCCGUCGCCGGUCCCGCUCUUCCUCGCCGCCGGGACGCCGCGCUCCUGCUGUUUACCCCCCACCCCGUCCCGGCCUCCCGCCGUAGGGUUCUGAGGGAGAGCGGAAGGGGGCGGAGGAGGGGACUAGGGCCGGAAGAAUCAGGGAGCGCCGGCGGCCGGCGGCGACAUGUCGGGGGAGGACGUCCGCAAGGUCUCUCGCCAGGACAUACAGCUCGUCCAGAAUCUCAUUGAGCGCUGUCUCCAGCUGUAUAUGAACCAGAAAGAAGUGAUUGAUACCCUCUCCCUUGAGGCCAAGAUAGAACCGAGCUUUACUGAACUUGUUUGGCAAAAACUUGAGGAAGAGAACCGUGAAUUUUUCAAGGCAUACUAUUUGAGGCUGAUGCUUAAGAAUCAAAUAACGGCCUUCAACAAGCUUCUUGAGGAUCAGUUCCAGCUUAUGAACAAAGACUAUUCUUCAGGGAUCCCUUCUAUGCCUCUUACCAAUGGCUCCAACUCCACAACAUUGAAGCAAAACUCGUGCUUUUUACCAGAGUCUGGUCCCAUGUCUGCAAUGCCAAAUGGUGCGAUGCGCAACGGAAGUUCAGGUGGUUUAGUAAAUGGAACAUCAUCUGGUGAUCAGUCAAUUUAUGGUGGUAAAAACAUUCACGGUCCUCACAGUGGUAUGGAUGCUUCAACCAGCGUGCUACCAGCCCAGAAUGCAUCUGCUCUGCUUUAUGGUGCAGAUAAUAAUGGUACAACAAUAAAGACAGAGUCAAGCUAUUCGAGCAACGCUGAUUUUGCUUUCUGUGGGAACGCUUUCCUUGAAUCAUGCCAAUCAAUUGGCGAUGCCUCGGGUGGUUCCUUUAGCAGCUCAGAGUUGAACGGGCAACCACUGAAUGAUGCACUUUUGGAUAUGGAGUCAUCGUCAUUUGGCUUCUUGAGCCAGAUUCCCCGGAAUUUCAGUUUUUCAGACUUAACAGAGGGGUUCAACCAAAAUACAGAAGUAUUGGAGAAUUAUGGCAGGUCACCAUUUCUAUCUUCUGAGCCAAAUAACUUCUCAGAUUCUACAGGUGGAGAACAUACAGGCUGAGCAGCUACCCGCCGUUUUGUACAUAUUCAUGGAGAACUUGAGCACCUUUCAUGCUAGCCUUUUCCCUUGUCAGUCCCGAUGUCUUGUAAUGUAGAGUGUGUGUUAAGUUGUAACUUGAUCAAAAGAUGCAGCAGAUCUGGCCCCCGGUCGCUUGCCGAAGGUAUUGUAGUUGUGCCCUGCCUUGUACAUUGGUGUUGUGCUGUAAGAUCAGCAUUAGUAGCUGUGAUAUUAAAUUUGCUGGGUUAAUGGGUUAUGUUCUUGUCUGGCAUGUACAACAGAAGUUUAUUAAUUUUAAGUGAGAGUUUAAUU
Triticum dicoccoides is the source of this 1548-nucleotide messenger RNA. RefSeq lists its product as uncharacterized. Bases 337 to 1239 code for a protein of 300 amino acids. The record is from RefSeq and is a predicted model, not a curated record. NCBI's taxonomy places the organism in Eukaryota, Viridiplantae, Streptophyta, Magnoliopsida, Poales, Poaceae. The transcript is spliced from 7 exons.